CUCUCCAUCAGAAGGAAAAAAAGCAUGGCAAACGACAGGCAAAAGGUGGUCCUGAUUACAGGAUGCUCCUCUGGAAUUGGUUUGAAGCUUGCUAUUCAUCUUGCAAACGAUACCAAGGAACAGUUUUAUGUUAUUGCGACCAUGAGAAAUUUAAACAAGAAAGAACAGCUGGAAGCAGCUGCUGGAGAUACUCUGAACAAGACAUUACACAUCAGGCAGCUUGAUGUCUGCAGUGAUGAGUCAGUGACAAAAUGCCUCAACAGCAUUCAAGAUAAAAGAGUUGACAUACUGGUUAAUAAUGCAGGUAUUGGAAAGAUUGGCCCAAUAGAAAGUCUCAGCAUCCAGGAAAUGAAGAGUAUAUUUGACACAAACUUUUUUGGAGCUGUUCGGAUGAUCAAGGCCGUGCUGCCAGAUAUGAAGAGGAGAAGGAGUGGGCAUAUUGUUAUGAUGAGCAGUGUGAUGGGACUACAAGGUGUUAUAUUCAAUGAUGUCUAUGCGGCCUCUAAGUUUGCCAUGGAAGGAUUUUGUGAAAGUCUUGCAGUCCAGCUUCUUAAGUUCAAUAUAUAUGUUUCAAUGAUAGAACCUGGUCCAGUAAACACCGAAUUUGAAAUGAAGCUCAUGGAUGAGGUGUCACAUUCUACAUUCCCAGGAACAGACUCAGAGACAGUCCAGUUUUUUAAAAAUGUCUACCUACCUGCUUCACGUGACAUUUUUGCUACAAUGGGACAGACUCCGGAUACAAUUGCUGAGGCAACGAUCAAAGUGAUGAAAAUGGAACGGCCAGUAUUUCGUUACCAAACCAACAUACUUUACACACCACUGACGGCAAUGAAGUACGCUGACGACACAGGAAAUAUGUCGAUCCGAACGUUUUACAACUUACUUUUUAAUCAUGGAACUUGCUUUAAAAUAAGCUUAGGCUGCCUCAGAAUUGUAACAUGCAGCUGGUUCUGCAGUGGAGCUGUUUCACCAAACUGAUUGGGAUUAUGAAGAAUUGGCUUUUCUAAGCGCCAAUAUGUUAUUUGCAAUAUCCAUUGCUUUUCGGUACCUAACCACCAGAAAAGUACUCAAAGCAACAAAAUUUGCUUUGCAAACAAUCUGAAAAUCAAACAUAUGCAGAGAAGACAAGAUAGACAAUUAUAGAUAAUGAAAGUAAUAAAAUAAUAAAAAUAGACAAGACAUUACAAUUAUGUUCAAGUUGUCCUGGACCAUGAUCCUUCGGUCAUGGAUUAUGACAUUAAACAGUUUUCUGCAAAACCUGAAGGACUUUAAUUAACAUAUGUCGUUUUAAUACACAUUUUCUAAAACUUACAAUUACAUUUCUUAGCUAUUGUAACAAUCCAAUUACAGCACUAAACAUCCAUUGA
Chiloscyllium plagiosum (whitespotted bambooshark) is the source of this 1367-nucleotide messenger RNA. Its product is annotated as retinol dehydrogenase 8-like. The record is from RefSeq and is a predicted model, not a curated record. Gene Ontology annotation, cellular component: cytosol; cytoplasm. Lineage: Eukaryota; Metazoa; Chordata; Chondrichthyes; Orectolobiformes; Hemiscylliidae. Gene Ontology annotation, biological process: estrogen biosynthetic process; retinol metabolic process. Gene Ontology annotation, molecular function: all-trans-retinol dehydrogenase (NAD+) activity; estradiol 17-beta-dehydrogenase [NAD(P)+] activity.